AAAGCAUUACUAUAACACUGGUUGAGAAAGUGCAGAUGGUUGCUGUAAUCCUAGGAUCUCUGUUCUUAGUAGCAAGUGUGACUUGGCUUCUAUGGUCAGCCUUCAGCCCUUAUGCAGUAUGGCAAAGAAAGGACAUCCUUUUUCAAAUCUGCUAUGGAAUGUAUGGUUUUAUGGAUCUAGUAUGCAUAGGACUAAUAGUACAUGAAGGUGCCUCUGUUUAUCGCGUGUUUAAGCGCUGGAGGGCUGUGAAUCUCCACUGGGACGUGUUAAAUUACGAUAAAGCCACAGACAUAGAAGAGAGCAAUCGAGGAGACUCCUCGGCAGGAAGGACAUUGUGGUUACCACUGGCUGCGUUCCGAAACAGAAGUUUAGUCCACCCGACCCAGUUAACCUCACCCAGGUUUCAGUGUGGCUACGUAUUGUUACAGCUGUUCAGCCGCGUGAGACCUCAGGAAGGCUCAGCAGAGGACAACGGCUCCGGGGAAGUCGUGAUGAGAGUGACCUCUGUGUAAAGGCGACGCUCACUGCGCUGCACAGAUCAG
Messenger RNA from Merops nubicus (carmine bee-eater), 542 nucleotides. It is a transcript of the gene MARCHF11, whose product is annotated as membrane-associated ring finger (C3HC4) 11. The record is from RefSeq and is a predicted model, not a curated record. NCBI's taxonomy places the organism in Eukaryota, Metazoa, Chordata, Aves, Coraciiformes, Meropidae. Gene Ontology annotation, molecular function: ubiquitin-protein transferase activity. The transcript is spliced from 2 exons. The coding region runs from base 36 to 512 and encodes 158 amino acids. Gene Ontology annotation, biological process: protein ubiquitination.